Trichoplax adhaerens is the source of this 477-nucleotide messenger RNA. RefSeq lists its product as uncharacterized. The coding region runs from base 1 to 477 and encodes 158 amino acids. The record is from RefSeq and is a predicted model, not a curated record. Lineage: Eukaryota; Metazoa; Placozoa; Uniplacotomia; Trichoplacea; Trichoplacidae. Gene Ontology annotation, molecular function: structural constituent of ribosome. Gene Ontology annotation, biological process: translation. The transcript is spliced from 2 exons. Gene Ontology annotation, cellular component: mitochondrion; large ribosomal subunit.
AUGUCGAAAAGUGCUCAAGUUGCUUCCAAAUUACAUGCGGUUACACAGAUACGAAGUGGUAUUGGUCGGCCAUAUUGGGAGAAAAGAACGUUAAAGGCAUUGGGAUUAAAUAAGAUCAAUAAAACUGUCGUCCAUAAAAAUACUCCAACAAUUAAUGGUAUGAUUCAUACAGUUCAUCGAUUAGUUAAGGUCCAACCUGUGAAAAUUAUUGAAGGUCAAGCAGUUAUCAAUGGUCAAGCAAGAAUUGGUCCUUUGUUAUGUAGCAAUGGUAAAGCGAAAAAUGAGAUAGCUGCCAUGAUAUUUGCUUUGGAUUAUCAGACUAGCGAUAAAUUAUGGAAAAAAAAAUGGUUUACGGAUGAAGCAUACUCGAAUGCCACUACGAAUACUAAAAUUGGCUUCGAUAAAUAUGUCGACUGUAAUCCGCAUGUGACAAAUAAGCCAACUAAUACGUAUAAUACAAUUAUUUCCGAUGUAUAG